This is a messenger RNA of Nothoprocta perdicaria, 2472 nucleotides long. It is a transcript of the gene CRYL1, whose product is annotated as crystallin lambda 1. Gene Ontology annotation, biological process: fatty acid metabolic process. NCBI's taxonomy places the organism in Eukaryota, Metazoa, Chordata, Aves, Tinamiformes, Tinamidae. The transcript has 7 exons. Gene Ontology annotation, molecular function: NAD+ binding; L-gulonate 3-dehydrogenase activity. The annotation marks the transcript as partial. The record is from RefSeq and is a predicted model, not a curated record.
UUGGCUAACAUUGAUUUCUUUUUCAGUGGACUGAUUGGUCGCAGCUGGGCUAUGGUGUUUGCUGCCGCAGGCUUCAAAGUGAAACUCUAUGAUAUUGUGCAACAGCAGAUAAAAAGUGCACUGGAGAACAUUCGCAAACAAAUGAAGGAGCUGGAGGAGUCGGGAUUCCUGAAGGGAGCCUUGAGUGCGGAGCAGCAGCUGGCUCUCAUCAGCGGCUGUACAGACCUGAGGGAAGCAGUAGAGGGUGCUACUUUCAUUCAGGAAUGCACUCCAGAGAACCUAGACCUGAAAAAGAAGAUUUUUGGUCAGUUAGAUCUUAUUGUUGAUGACAACGUUAUCCUGAGCAGCUCAACCUCUUGUCUCUUACCCACCAAGCUGUUCACUGGCCUUCAACACGUUAAGCAGUGUAUCGUGUCACAUCCUGUAAAUCCACCUUAUUUUGUGCCGUUGGUUGAAAUUGUUCCACAUCCAGAAACAGAUCCUUCAACUAUAGAGAGAACCUAUGCCCUGAUGAAGAAGAUCGGUCAGUCUCCUGUCAAAUUAAACAAAGAAAUUGAGGGGUUUGUUCUGAAUCGGCUGCAAUAUGCAGUGAUAAGUGAAGCCUGGAGACUCGUGGGUGAAGGAGUAGUAUCUCCUACUGAUCUAGACCUUGUGAUGUCUGAUGGAUUGGGAAUGAGAUACGCAUUUAUUGGACCUCUGGAAACCAUGCAUCUUAAUGCAGAAGGUAUUUCAAAUUACUGUGAAAGGUACCGUGACGGCAUGAAACUGGUUCUGAACACUUUCGGACCGGUACCGGAAUAUUCAGGUGAAGUGGAGCAGAAAGUCAACCAGGCAAUGUCAGAAAAAAUCCCAGUGGUUCCAAAACACCUGGAUAGCAGGAGGGAAUGGAGAGAUGAAUGUCUUGCUCGUCUUGCCAAAUUGAAAAUACAAAUGAAAUCUGACUGAGGUGCCCCUUGUCUACCAGGAAAGACCAAACGAAGAGCAAACCUUYGUAAGAAGCAGGGAUUUUUGGUCAGGCAGAAGAGGUGCAGGCAAUGAUAAGCACAAAUGUGGAGACCAAUGAAACAUUUGGUCCAAAUUUGUCAUGAUGUAAUUCAUGAAUAACUGGAAAAAUUAUUUAAAAGUUCAGUUAAAAUUUUAUCAAAUUAUUAUAUACAUGUGUUAUAUAUGUGAGCAUUUAGUAGCUUUAGCUAUGCUGAUAAUGUGCAAUAUUGGAACUCAAUCAUGUUUUAAAUAAGGUGUUUUAAAAUUUGUUCAGAAAUUCAGAGCUUGAACACUAUUUGCUUAUGCAGGGAUCUGAUAGGCAAACAUCAGCUGGAAGAAAAAAGCCCUCAGCAGCCAAACAAUGUGGCAGUGGGGUUAAUUUGUAACGUAUUGGCCGUAGAUAGGAGGAGAUUGCGUUGAACAAAGAGCAGAUUCACUGACCAUUCUCCCAGUUAAGUGAGAGCUCUGCAGCAAUAAGGGUCACUUCAACUUUGCUCUGUAACUAUUUCACAAUGUAGAGGAAAGAAUUCCUUUCCUUCCCUAUGGCACUUAUGUACCUAUGUGAUGAGUUAAAUGUGAGUGAAUAGAACAGAGCAGACUUCCUUAUCGCCUACCCCUGACUCUGCAAAACUCAUCACAGACCUACUCAGCUUUUCAGACAUGCACUUGAUACCCCAUGACUUAAUCUCGACUUAAGUCAGAUGUUUGAUGCCAUUGAUAGGCAUCGCUGUGUAACUGUGUGUCCCAUUCUAGAAGUUUUCUAUGACAAAUAAGAUGUUUUGGUGUAUCAGCUUGGGAGACACCUUCCAAGCUACAUGACAAGCUCCUGAGUGAUCCUGGGAAGCUAAUUCCCUGCUCUGUUGCCUUGUCUGUUUUGUACCUUAUCUGGAUCAAGGGCUGUGUCUGCAGGACUCAACUGCAAGGAAUUAAACAACUGUGGCUGAAGGGUUCCUUUUAACCACCUCUUUGCUUCCCUAUGCAGGGAAAUGUCCAGCAUUUAGACUUUACUGCUGCCCCUUUCUACAUGAGGCACAACUCUGUAGAAGUACAGAGUUUCUACAUGGUAAUAGCGGUGUCUCUUGUUGCUGCAGUGGCAUCAGGCUACAGCAGACCAAGUUUUGCUAUGAGUKUACGUACUAUAUAACGUAGUUGAACCUUGACUUAAGCUAGAACCUUUGAGCACUGUUGUAAUACAAACAAUAACUUGGCAACACAACACUGCAUCCCCAUCACCUGAGUUAACCAUACUUGAAUUUGUACUAGCUGGUCAAGUAUCUUCACGCACGGCACAGAUUCAGAAUUGUUAAACUGACUUCUUAAUGUCUAGCUCAGGAAUUUUAACUCUUGUUCUUGACGGAGACUGCGGGUGCAUAAACAAGUUACUGCCCAUUAAUUAGUUACCAAGCUGUGAGCUGAGCUGCAGAUAAACUGUGUGGCCUGAUGUAGAUGUUGGGACAAAAACAUAGCAUCUCCGUAUGUAAAACGUGG